This is a messenger RNA of Kluyveromyces marxianus DMKU3-1042, 627 nucleotides long. It is a transcript of the gene RHO1, whose product is annotated as Rho family GTPase RHO1. The transcript has a single exon. The record is from RefSeq and is a predicted model, not a curated record. Gene Ontology annotation, biological process: small GTPase-mediated signal transduction. Gene Ontology annotation, molecular function: GTPase activity; GTP binding. The coding region runs from base 1 to 627 and encodes 208 amino acids. Lineage: Eukaryota; Fungi; Ascomycota; Saccharomycetes; Saccharomycetales; Saccharomycetaceae.
AUGUCUCAAGCUGUGAGUAAUGUUGCUAGCAUUAGAAGGAAGCUAGUUAUUGUUGGUGAUGGUGCGUGUGGUAAAACAUGUUUGUUGAUUGUUUUUGCAAAGGGGAAGUUUCCUCAGGUUUAUGUGCCCACUGUUUUCGACAACUACGUUGCCGAUGUGGAGGUAGAUGGACGUCGUGUUGAGUUGGCGUUAUGGGAUACUGCUGGGCAAGAAGAUUACGAUAGAUUGAGACCACUUUCGUAUCCAGACUCUAACGUUGUGUUGAUUUGUUACUCGAUCGACUUGCCAGAUUCUUUGGAGAAUGUGAUGGAAAAGUGGAUCUCUGAGGUUUUGCAUUUCUGUCAAGGUGUGCCAAUCAUCUUGGUUGGGUGCAAGGCUGAUUUGCGUAACGAUCCUCAAGUCGUUGAGGAGCUAAGAGCACAAGGUUUGGAGCCUGUUUCGCAAGCGCAAGCGCAAGAAGUGGCUGACCAAAUCGGUGCCGUCGACUACAUCGAAUGUUCCGCUAAAACCGGCUACGGUGUCAGAGAGGUCUUCGAGGCCGCUACCAGAGCCUCCUUGGUCGGGAAACAGGGCAAGAGCAAGCCAAAGACCAAGUCUAGCAAAAAGAAGAAGUGUACUGUUUUGUAA